Perognathus longimembris pacificus (Pacific pocket mouse) is the source of this 2391-nucleotide messenger RNA. It is a transcript of the gene Il17rb, whose product is annotated as interleukin 17 receptor B. Gene Ontology annotation, molecular function: interleukin-17 receptor activity. The coding region runs from base 637 to 2019 and encodes 460 amino acids. The transcript has 11 exons. NCBI's taxonomy places the organism in Eukaryota, Metazoa, Chordata, Mammalia, Rodentia, Heteromyidae. The record is from RefSeq and is a predicted model, not a curated record.
CUUGACCACACUGCACACACAGACAGGUGGCCUUUAACAAACUGAAGAUUGCCCACCAUCUAAAUGCCUGAGUAAGUUUCUUGACAACAUGGGACAAAGUUCAUGGUUUCAAGUUGCUUCCACCACAGCAGGGUGGAUACAGGUGGCCUUGAACAUGCCUCUCACUGCACUUACCUUCAGUUCUAGAGUGCCCAAUUGCUACUCACCUUUGCACCCCGCUGCUUGGCAAGUGCUUACUGUAUAGAAAUGCCACUACUGGAGCUCAAAGUGAUCUUAGGAAACACAGUGCACACAGUAACUCAGAAAGACUGACCUAGAGUAGCCCAGCCCCAGGGAGGGCUAAAGCCACAACCUCACAAGAGUAAACUUGUUAAUGGUUCCUUCAUCUCACAUGUGUGCAUGCCCACUGGCCUAGAAGCUGAGGGCUGUAUGUGGGCCAGAACCGGAGCUUUCACUCAGCCUCAUAGGUGAGCUAGGCCUGGCUCACAGUAGGGCCUCAGUAAACCUAGCUGCUUAACCCAGCACCAGCUUCCACUGCUGAGAGGCCAUCUUGAAAUUGCAUAUCCUGCUUGAGGGCUAAAUACAGCCUACAAGACUAUUCAGUGUGGCUCUGAAGCUGGGCCAUCUCCAGAGUGGAUGGUUCAACACACUCUGACCCCAGGAGACUUGAGGGACCUCCGAGUGGAACCUGUUAGAACCAGUGCUGAAGCAAAAGACAAUUCCAUUUUGAUGAACAUAAGCUGGACACUCCGGGCAGAUGCCAGCAUCCGUCUGUUGAAGGCCACCAAGAUCUGUAUAACAGGCAAAAGCAAUGUGCAGUCAUAUCACUGUGUGAGGUGUAAUUACACAGAGGCCUUCCAGGGUCAGACCAGACCCUCUGGCGGCAAGUGGACAUUCUCCUACAUAGGUUUUCCUGUGGAGUUGAGCACUCUCUACUUCAUCGGUGCCCAUAAUAUCCCCAAUGCAAAUAUGAAUGAAGAUGGCCCAUCUCUAUCUGUCAACUUCACCUCUCCAGGCUGCCUAGACCACAUAAUGAAAUACAAACAAAAGUGCAUUGAUGCAGGAAGUCUGUGGGAACCAAACAUCACUGCUUGUAAGAAGAAUGAGAAGAUGGUUGAAGUGAAUUUUACAAACAGUCCCCUUGGAGACAGAUACAUGAUUCUUAUCCAAUCUAACACCAGUGUUAUAUUGGAGAGCAAACUAACUCGGACUUCUGUCGUCAUUCCGGUGAAUGGGGAAAGUGAAGGUGCUGUGGUUCAGUUGACUCCAUAUUUCCAUACCUGUGGCAAUGAUUGUAUUCGACGGAAAGGAAUUGUUGUGCUUUGCCCACACACAGAUGUCCCCUCCCCUCCAGAUAACAGCAGAAGUGUGCUAGGAGGCUGGCUGCCUCUCCUCCUCUCGCUGCUGGUGGCCACGUGGGUGCUGGCUGCCGGUAUCUACCUGACCUGGAAGCACGAAAGGAUCAAGAUGAUGUCUUUUCCCACUACCACCUCACUACUUCCUCUUGCUAAGGUUCUAGUAGUUUACCCAUCUGACAUAUGUUUCCAUCACACAGUCUGUUACUUCACUGAAUUUCUUCAAAACCACUGUAGAAGUGAGGUCAUCCUUGAAAAGUGGCAGAAAAAGAAAAUAGCAGAGAUGGGUCCCCUGCAGUGGCUUACCACUCAGAAGCAAGCAUCAGAUAAAGUGAUCUUCCUCCUUUCCAAUGUCAACACCGUCUGUGAUCGGACUUGUGCCCAGAAUGCGGGCGCCCCCAGGGAGAACUCUCAGGACCUGUUUCCUCUUGCCUUUAACCUUUUUUGCAGUGAUCUAAGUAGCCAGACUCAUCUGCACAAAUAUAUGGUAGUCUACUUCAGAGGGACUCAUAUCAAAGACAAUUACGAUGCUCUCCAUGUCUGCCCCAAAUACCAUCUCAUGAAGGAUGCCAAUGCUUUCUGCACAGAACUGCUUCACGGUUCACCUCAUGUAUCAGUGGGGAAAUGGUCACAAGCCUGCUAUAGCAGGUGUUCCCCCUUGUAGCCCACCCAGAAAGAAAGGACCUCAAAUCUUUUCUACUUCCCCAAUUCCAGUAACAAAAGCUUUAUGAUACACUGAAGUUUGCUGCACAGGUUGCUUGUAGAAAUGGUACAAACACAACAACUUUAGAACUGGAAUAGGGAGAAUAAUAAAUUGAGCACACAUGCCUUAGGCUAGCCACUAACAAAUGUUAUGCUUAUUGUCAUGAACAUUACUAACUACUGGCACAUUAACUGAAAUGAAACAUAUAGAGAACUACAAAACUAAAUCAAUCUUGUAUCAAAAGUUUAAAAUAGUUACAAUUAGAAACUAUAAUCAUUCUGGAAUAAAGCAUCCUCCAACCAAAACUCAUCUUCUAUAGCCUAUGUACUGUAG